GCGGCGGAGGCGCAGGAACCUCCUCUCUCGCCGUAAAUAAAGGCCGGAACUUUAUUAGUCACCCGGUUAAGUAACAUGUCCAACAUGGGCGCACGGGUUUCGCGUAUGUUUAGGAAUUUUAAUCUAGAAAACCGCGUUAUCCGUGAGAUAUCCAAGGAGAAACCUCUCGCCGCACCGAGGCACAAGACCCCGGUCCUACCUCCAGUCAGCAGCUCAGACGCGGCCGGUGACUCGGAGGUCAUCCACGGGAAGAAUGAGCCGCUGGUGUCGCUCCUGAAGACCGUGUGGGUCCAGUCCGAGGACCCGCUGCCCGCAGAGCCGGUGCCCGGGCCCCCAGCCCUCCCAGUGGAGCGCCGCCCCCUGAAGUUCAGCCUGCCCGGGCCGGGCCACGGCCUGGCGGACAUCACGGACGUCCCCAAGGGCCGGCUGUCCCUGGUGGAGGCGCUGCGGGCGCUCAACAGCCACAAGACGCAGCCGGCCACGUGGACGGCGGAGAGGGUGGCCCUGGAGUACUGCCUGGCGCCGGCCGACACCGCAGCCCUGCUGCAGUUCUUCAUCCCCUUCAACGUCAAGAUCCUCCCGCCGCAGCGCGACGGCCAGAAGCAGAUCAAGGGCUCCUAGGGGGGCAGCGGGCGGAGUAGUUAUUGAUCCCAGUGAAGUUAUUAUUGAUCGCAGGGAAGCGUCUGUGAUGCUGCUUUAGGACGGGCCGUACGGAGCUACGAUCCAGUAGGUCUGAUCUUUGUACAGCAGGCCCCCCCCCCCCC
Gadus chalcogrammus (walleye pollock) is the source of this 764-nucleotide messenger RNA. RefSeq names its product NADH:ubiquinone oxidoreductase complex assembly factor 4 (gene ndufaf4). Lineage: Eukaryota; Metazoa; Chordata; Actinopteri; Gadiformes; Gadidae. Gene Ontology annotation, biological process: mitochondrial respiratory chain complex I assembly. Gene Ontology annotation, cellular component: mitochondrion. The record is from RefSeq and is a predicted model, not a curated record. The transcript has 3 exons. The coding region runs from base 76 to 621 and encodes 181 amino acids.